GUUUGGGCCUACCUCCUGUGUUGUCCGUGAUGGAAGCCGUGGGCGUGGACCUCAAGCCGGCUCGCUUCUGUUUUUGAGUGACGUGCCUUGAAAAACGCUCUCACGGCUUCUUUCCCGGCCGGCGUUGCUCCUUCCUCGGGCUCCGGGGCUCUCGACUCCCUCCGGCCCCCUUGGACCGUGUUUGGCGGCGCUCACGUUGGUCUCCGCCCACUUGGCGUCCGUUCACCUGUGCCCCUGACACCCUUACCUAGCUUGGUCGCAACACAAGCAGAGAAACUAUUAGAGCGUGGGCACUGUCCAGCCCGUGGGCUGUCAGAGUAAUGAUGCGGGUGUGCUGGUUGGUGAGACAGGACAACCGGCACCAGCGAAUCAAACUUCCACAUUUGGAAGCAGUGGUGGUUGGGCGUGGCCCAGAGACCAAGAUCACUGAUAAGAAAUGUUCUCGACAGCAAGUGCAGUUGAAAGCAGAGUGUAACAAAGGAUAUGUCAAGGUAAAGCAGGUAGGGGUCAAUCCCAGCAGCAUUGACUCAGUCAUAAUUGGGAAGGACCAAGAGGUGAAGCUGCAGCCUGGCCAGGUUCUCCACAUUGUGAAUGAACUUUAUCCAUAUAUUGUAGAGUUUGAGGAAGAGGCAAAGAGCCCUGGCCUGGAAACACACAGGAAGAGAAAGAGGUCAGGCAACAGCGAUUCCUUAGAAAGGGAUGCUGCCCAGGAAGCUGAGCCCAGUACAGGACUGGUACCUGGGAGUGACCCUAGCCAACGCUCUGUGCCCCCAAACAAGGGGACAGAUGAGUCUACCAAAAAGGAAUCAUUGGGCCACUGGAGUCAAGGCUUGAAGAUUUCUAUGCAGGAUCCCAAAAUGCAGGUUUACAAAGAUGAGCAGGUGGUGGUGAUUAAGGAUAAAUACCCCAAGGCUCGUCACCACUGGCUGGUCUUACCAUGGGCCUCAAUUUCCAGUCUGAAGGCUGUGACCAGGGAACAUCUUGAGCUCCUCAAACAUAUGCAUGCUGUGGGGGAAAAGGUGAUUGCAGAUGCUGCUGGGCCCAGCAAACUCCGCUUCCGAUUGGGCUACCACGCCAUUCCCAGCAUGAGCCAUGUACACCUUCAUGUGAUCAGCCAGGAUUUUGAUUCUCCGUGCCUUAAAAACAAAAAACAUUGGAAUUCUUUUAAUACAGAAUACUUCCUAGAAUCUCAAGCUGUGAUCAAGAUGAUACAAGAGGCUGGCAGAGUGACUGUCCGAGAUGGUAUGCCAGAGCUCUUGAAGCUGCCCCUGCGUUGUCAUGAGUGCCAGCAGCUGCUGCCUUCCAUUCCUCAGCUGAAAGAGCAUCUCAGGAAGCACUGGCCCAAGUGAUUGUGUGGAACCUGAACUUCUGCAGCAAGUAUGGUGAUUGUUUAGAGCAGACUCCUGGCACCUGUUCUGGAUUGCCUGUGAACUUUUACUUAUUUCUUAAAUUAAAAAUACAGGCUUUUUUUUUUUUAAAACAAAUUUUGUUCUAUUCUUGAGUGACAAAAUGUGGGGUGACUCAAAAUAGGUCAAGAAUUAGGAAUUUGGGUUUGUCAUGGAUGUGUUCUCUGGUUGGGCGAGGGUGGCCGGGAUAGGCCUGACCA
Messenger RNA from Myotis lucifugus (little brown bat), 1606 nucleotides. It is a transcript of the gene APTX, whose product is annotated as aprataxin. The transcript is spliced from 8 exons. Lineage: Eukaryota; Metazoa; Chordata; Mammalia; Chiroptera; Vespertilionidae. Gene Ontology annotation, biological process: double-strand break repair; single strand break repair. The record is from RefSeq and is a predicted model, not a curated record. Gene Ontology annotation, molecular function: protein binding; single-stranded DNA binding; single-strand break-containing DNA binding. Gene Ontology annotation, cellular component: nucleus. Bases 321 to 1349 code for a protein of 342 amino acids.